This is a messenger RNA of Annulohypoxylon truncatum, 1666 nucleotides long. RefSeq names its product S-adenosyl-L-methionine-dependent methyltransferase. Gene Ontology annotation, molecular function: O-methyltransferase activity. Bases 311 to 1492 code for a protein of 393 amino acids. Lineage: Eukaryota; Fungi; Ascomycota; Sordariomycetes; Xylariales; Hypoxylaceae. The record is from RefSeq and is a predicted model, not a curated record. The transcript is spliced from 2 exons.
GUCUUACUUGCAUCCUGCAAAAGACUGGAUGCUGGAUGGAUGACGGCGCGAAGAACUUCUUGAAUGAAUACCACAGAACUCACGCAGAAGUUCACUACUCCCCUAAAUAAAGUACCUAGGUACCUAUGGUUUUCAACUGUUUGCGCAUCCCUUACUCCCACUUCACGUAGUUAUAUACUUCCGUAGGUCUCGAGGUCUCGAUCUCGAAAUACCACAGUCCUAUUUUCAUUUCUCCGAGCCACAGAUAAUAUACUGCCUCACUUGUUCAGAUUCACUGCCUUGGCAUCUUUUAGUUCCCGUAUCCAUCAAUAUGACUUCUGCUGACCAGGUUAUCUCGAAACUUAAUGACAUCGGCACUGGAUCGUUCAAUUCUGAAUCGGAGCGCCUUCGACUUUGCGACGCGCUCCUGGCUGCGCUCCGGAGAGUUCAAUCACCCUGGGAUAUUGCAUGGUCUCACGGCUGGGUUGAUCUCAUCACCAUUUCUGUCAUCAAAACAUUGAUUGAUGCCGGUAUAUUCACGAAGUGGGCGGAGCAAGGAAACAGGCCCUUGAGGACAAAUGAGUUCGCUGAGCUAACAGGCGUAGACGCUGUUCUGUUGAACCGCCUUUUAAGGCACAUUGCCGCACAACAUCUCAUUACCCAGAUUGGUGAGAAUACAUAUUCAUCCACACCUUGGGCAUUGAGCCUGGGAACGGAUCCGGCGAUGCCGUCUAUCUAUGGGACAUUGUAUCAUGAGUUAAUGGCUCCACUAACUCUUUCACUACCAACGUUCUUGAAAGAAACAGGCUUCAAGAAUCCCACAGACAUGCAAAAUAGCAAUUUCCAUCGUGUUCAUGGCAAAGGCACCACAUUGUUCGAGUAUAUAGCAUCUUCCCCUGUCCGGAAUAAGGAGUUUGCAGAUGCGAUGGAUUGCCACGCGCGAGGACACAUUUCUCCGUGGCCAGAAGUAUACGAUACAACCCAGAUCAUCACGGGUGCCAGACUUGACCGUCCGAUUGUCGUGGAUGUCGGUGGCAGCAAAGGCCACGACCUCGAAAAGUUUCUCCAAAGGCACCCUGGUAUCCCCAAAGGUAGUCUUGUCCUGCAGGAUCUACCAGAGGUGCUCAGCGGUUUGACAGUCCAUCCUGCCAUUUCCGUAUGCCCACACGACUUUUUCGCUCCCCAGCCUAUCAAAGGCGCUCGGUCAUAUUAUUUUCACUUGAUACUCCAUGACUGGCCGGACGACAGAGCGGUCGAGAUCUUGAGAAACAUCGCCGAUGUAAUGGAGCCAGGUUACUCUAAGAUUCUAAUUCAUGAGGACGUCGUCAGUGAUCGCGACACUUCCAUACAGGCUACCAUCGCAGAUAUCACAAUGAUGACAUUUCUUUCAACAGCUGAAAGAACUGACAAAGACUGGGCCACGCUGAUCAAUGGCGUUGAGGGGCUACGGAUCGCUAAGAUUUGGCACAAACCACACACAGUUGGAGGCAUCAUAGAAGUGGAACGAGUCUGAUCGGUUCACCAAAUUAAUAAAAAAUCAAGAAAGUAGUCUUCUACAAUGGCGAUUUAUAAUAUUGUCAAAGAUUAGAACUAAGGAGAACUUUUUAAUCUUGGUUGCAUUGUUUUAUGAGAUCUAAUUCAAUUCUUGUACAUAAAAUUAUGGCCACACUGAACAUCACACCAUCAG